UCCUCUCGAGUGCAGAGGUUUACAGUCCGUUAACAAAAAAGUGGUGCUGCAUCGCGCCCAUGCUGAUGCCUCGUUGUGGAGUCGGACUGUGCACUCUCCAUGGAUGCUUAUAUGCCGUCGGAGGACAGGAUGGGAUCGUUGAAUUGAACACAGUUGAACGCUACGAUCCAGUAACUAACAUUUGGGAGUUUGUGGCCCCUAUGCUCUCCAGGUAG
Messenger RNA from Protopolystoma xenopodis, 215 nucleotides. NCBI's taxonomy places the organism in Eukaryota, Metazoa, Platyhelminthes, Monogenea, Polystomatidea, Polystomatidae. The record is from the annotation of a GenBank genome assembly.